AUGCCUUUCGGAGACAUCCCCCAGGACAUGUUCGACCGCUUCAAAGCCGUUCCAGUACUGGAUUCCCUUCAUGUGGAGGAGGCUUUGACCCUUGUGCUGGGCAAGAAAAGUGUGACGAAGAAGAACGCAGGCUGCAAGGUCAUUGUUUUGGGCCUUGACAAGGAUUCGAAGAAGGCUGCCUCCGCCAACGCUGCCGCGACAAGCGAAUGUGCAGAAUGCCACAAGUCGUCGCCUGCAAAGGGGAGUGGCCAGGGUGGCGCUGACGUGAAGACUGAAAAGUCGGCGCCUGGCAAGGAGAAAAGCAAGGGAAAUGGCAAGGGUGGAAAAGGCAAAUCGGAGCCGAAGCUUGAGUUGAAGAUCGCCCCCGACACGAAAGCCCUUCCGCUACUCACGCAGAUCCUUGCGCGAUUCCUGAAAGAGAAGUCCGGUGGAUCCAAGCCUCACUACUUCAACCGCGUGGUGAUCCGUGCUGGGGCAAAGCAUGGCCCCAGCAACAUGGACAUCGGCAACCUUUCUGGUCUCCUGCCGGAGCUGUGGUGGGCCGGAGGCCAGGAAACGGUUCCUCCAGGUGCACCCUGGUGGAGUGACGGAGAGAGUGUGGGCCUCGCGAUCUCAGAGGUCAAGCUUCGCCACGAGGUCCGCAGCAUGGAUCCCCGCAUUGCCGGCUGUUUUGCUUUUACCAAGUCGGACACAGCGGUGGCCUGCGACGUGAACUUCCCCUUCUACAUUCAGGCCAGUGCCUUCGGUGCGGAGGACCUCCGCAGGAUGGGAACUGCG
This is a messenger RNA of Symbiodinium pilosum, 777 nucleotides long. Lineage: Eukaryota; Dinophyceae; Suessiales; Symbiodiniaceae. The record is from the annotation of a GenBank genome assembly.